AUGGAUGGGACGGAAAAGGAAAGCCCAAUUGGUCCAGUCAGGGAUUGUCCUGAUGGAAUGAAUGAAGAUAACUGGUGUAGAAGCUGUGGCGAAUGGGGCCACAAGAGAAGUACAAGCAAAGCUUGUGUCAACAACAAGAAGAAUGCUGGUAAGUUUCCUUCUGUCGAAGAGCUGGCAACAAUGACGCUACCAGAACAAGAGUCAACACAGACAUCACUACUGGACAACAUUCCAUUGAACAAUGACAACAGCACUGAAGAGGAGCUGCACAAGGCACUAGUAGACGAUCUAAUGGAUCUAGAAGAUUGA
Seminavis robusta is the source of this 309-nucleotide messenger RNA. The record is from the annotation of a GenBank genome assembly. NCBI's taxonomy places the organism in Eukaryota, Bacillariophyta, Bacillariophyceae, Naviculales, Naviculaceae.